This is a messenger RNA of Chaetura pelagica (chimney swift), 453 nucleotides long. It is a transcript of the gene SIKE1, whose product is annotated as suppressor of IKBKE 1. Lineage: Eukaryota; Metazoa; Chordata; Aves; Apodiformes; Apodidae. The transcript is spliced from 3 exons. The record is from RefSeq and is a predicted model, not a curated record. The coding region runs from base 1 to 453 and encodes 150 amino acids.
AUGAACCAAGCUGAUAGCGAGUACAUCUGGGCAUCUGCUGUCAGCUGUGAAAAGUUGCCUGUCGUUUGUGGCAAUGACAUGCUGUGUUUUGCAGAGCUGUGGAUCUCUCUGGAGGAGCACCAAGAUGCAUUAGAGCUUAUCAUGAGCAAAUACAGAAAGCAGAUGUUACAGCUUCUGCAAGGGAGAAAAGGUGAAGAUGCAGAACCAGUCUUGAAAGUUCAUCAGGCUAAUUCCUUGGAAAUUGAGAGUCAAAUAGACAGAAUAUGUGAGAUGGGAAAGUUGAUGAGAAAAGCUAUUCAAGUCGAUGACAAUCAAUUCUUUGAAGUUCAAGAGAAACUAGCUCAGCUGGAGCUUGAAAACAAAGAGCUGCGUGAACUAUUGUCAAUCAGCAAAGAAUCUUUUGAUGUGGGGAGAGAAGAUCUGCUGGACUGUGAAGCUUGGGUCACAAAAUAA